CUUUGUUGAUAGUGAUAAAAUGAAUGAAAAAUGUUAUUUUUAUUCUUAUAAAUUUUAUUCAUCAAAGUAAGAGACAGCAAAUAUUGCGGAUAUUUUAAAAUAUAGAUGUCAUAAUAUUAUAUCAAAAUAUCUAAUUCAUAUUUAGAAGUGUGCAAGUUUCAUUUCCCAUUUCAGAAAGUUUGCAAAAUGAUAUGUUUUAUCAAAUAUCUUGGUUAGAUAUUUUUAUAUUUUUGGAAUGUGUAUUCUUGAAUUCUCUUCCCGUAAUGUAGCUAGCGGUGAUUAGUGCAACGCCCAAAAUGGAGGUUUUUGGAAGUUGAGAUGUAAACACGAACAUAGACGAACAAGAAUAGCAUGAAAUAGAGUAGAUAGUUUCUAAAUCACCAAGCAUUUUACUGACAUGCAGAGUCAUUUGAUUCUGGACUGGAAAAGAGAAAAAAUCAAGAGCAUGGUUUCUAACAAAAAUAAACAUACUGCUGUGCCUUUUUAUGAAACAGAAAAGAUACCAUCCAAGGAGUCCUUCUUUACGUAUGUCUCCUCUUACUUUACCAAGAGAAGCAUCAGUGCUUUUGUGGUCAUUUUGAUUUUGGCCACAGCUUUUGUCUUGGUAGCAUGUAUUGGUGGAAAUUUUCAAUCUAAGGUGUGUUCAGACCACAAAUCUGUGCAAUUCAUUGCAGCACCCCAGAACAAACUUCAUUACCAGAAGAACUUAAAGAUUGCACAUUCAAAGCGAAGACUUCCACAUUGCAUCAUCAUUGGUGUUCGUAAAGGUGGAACAAGAGCUUUGCUUCAGUUUUUAAAGAUUCAUCCAGAUGUACAAGUUGCUCCAGAUGAAAUCCAUUUCUUUGAUAAUAAUGAAAACUAUAGUAAAGGAAUUGACUGGUAUCGCAGAAGAAUGCCUCAAUCAUUUGAAGAGCAGCUCACAAUAGAGAAGUCCCCAAACUAUUUUGUGGAUUGGAACACACCCUUUCGUGUAAAAAUGAUGAAUUCUUCUAUCAAACUGUUGCUGAUUGUGAAAGAUCCAGUAUACAGAGCUGUGUCUGAUUAUGCCCAAAUCAAAGAUGUACGGGAAUCAAAAGAUUUAGAAAUGGAGGAUUUUGAAGAUUUGGCCAUUAAUAUGGAUACAGGACGAGUGAGAAUCAAUUAUAAGGCAAUUAAUCGUUCAUUAUAUUACAUUCACACGAAAAGAUGGCUAAAACAGUUUCCUCUGGAACAAAUUCAUAUUGUGGAUGGUGACAAUUUGGUGUACCAUCCAAAGAAAGAAUUGGAAAAAGUGGAGACAUUUCUAGGCCUCAGGCAUUAUAUUCAAGAGGGUCAUUUUACUUUUGAUAGAGACAAAAGGUUUUUCUGCAUCAACAAACCAAAUGGUGCACACAAAUGCCUAAACAGAACCAAGGGCCGACCUCAUCCCAAGAUUGACCCAGAUGUUGUGAAGCAGCUGAACGACUUUUUUGAACCCUAUAACAAGAAGUUCUUUCAGCUAGUUGGAAGAACUUUCAAGUGGCCCAUCUCAGGGAGGAGAUCUAUAAUCUGAAUUCCAAGAGGAAAGACUUCUACUGACAUUCCUUUCUCUGAGUUUCAAAGGGACAUAACUCAAGAUAUGGACAAAUACGAUGUUCAAUAACCUCUGUCAAAUGACAUUCCUUUACACCAAUGGUUAACGGUUGCAAUAAAUCUUCAUUUUUGUAUCAUUGUAUAAAGGUAGACUGUGGUAGAUUUCCUGUACAUGGCAAUGUGGUCAGUGAGUGGGCCGCUAACCAUAGAACAAUUAACCCAUUGUAAAAUAUGAGAUAUCCAUAUACUUACAUAUUCAGUUAAUUAAGCCCAAGUUAGACACUUGAAUACCAUAAAUUGCAAUUUGGGUAGUAUUUGUAAAAAAAAAAAAAAAUUCAAUUUUUCUUGCAAUUGUUAACACAUUAAUGCUCAGUGUGUCAAAAGGUUCAGUUUGUAUGCUUUACAAUUCCAUGUGACCAUUUUUAAAUAAUAAGUAUGCUUAAAUACUGAAAUAGAACAGAAAAGUCUUUUUUAACAGAAAGUGGUCUUUAGUUGUUAAGAAGUUUUUUGUGCAUUUGUAACUUGCGAUCACUGUUUUAAGGAAUAAAUGUGUAGGAUGUCGGUGGUAUUGGGGUAUAUACACAAUGGAAGCCGGGAUAAUUUGUAUGAUUAGGAUUAUGCAGAAAUUCCCAUAGGCUUCCAUUGUUUUCGUUAAUCCACCUAGAUAUUUAUAUUUUGUGAUGAUGGUUUUUUUAUAAGUAUAGAUUUAGGUUUUUUGUUGGGUUGAAAGGUCACUUGCACAUCAUAGUGCCUUCAAUAAGAAAUGAAAAUGCAAAGGCUUAUUACAUACUAAACAUUAGAUAUUGUAGAAGAACAUGAUAGCUUUUCAAAUUAAGAAAAAAAUUGUCUGAAGGACUGUAGAAAAUAAUUUUUACUUGGCUAUAGAGAUUAGGUAACUGGAUAUUCAUAUCGUGUGGAUUUCUUGGUUAUACUAGUAAUGUACUCCCUGACUGAAAAGUGCUAGAAAUGUGGACUAUCCACUCAGUGCAGUUGUAGAUCCGAGGGUUUUAAGAUUAGGCAGCAGAAUCUGAAUCCGUUUUAUGGAUUGAUCUAUAGAUGUUGUAAAGCUUUCUUUUCAUGACCACAGAGUUAUAUCUUACAUAUACUUGUAUCAAUGUACUUAUGUAUAGAAAACUACUUUGUGCUUCUACUUGCCAAUUGUUUGAACUUUUUUCCAAUCUAAUUAAAAUCAUAUCCUUUGAUCCACUCACGUAUAUCUCUACACUUGCUCAGUGACUUACACUGUAUGUGAGCAGAUCAAAGAAUCUGAUUUUAAUUAGAUUGACUUUUUUUAUUAUUUCAUCUUAAAAGUACUUUAAGUAAAAAAAGAGUACCUGCUGUUACAUUUAGGUAUUAUUGCAAAAUUAACUCUAUGAAGUAUACAAGCCAAACUCUAUCUGUACAUAAGAUGCUGUACCUACACAUCUUUGAAAAUUGUUUGUUUGUUUGGUUGUUAUUAUUAAGAUCAUUGCAUGUGUGCGAUCAUGGCAGUUGUUCUUUUUAUGAGCAUGAUGCCUAUUUACAGGUAUUGUACAUUUGAACUUUUUGUUCAAGUAGCCCUUUUUGACUUUUCAAUUACAUAUACAUGUGAUUGUGCUUACAUUUUUUCAUUCUUGUUGAUUUCAUUAUCUCCUAAUGAAAUUAUGUGUUAUUUCGACAAACAUGUACAUGUAUCAGAAUAUGCAAUUUUGUUGGAUUGUCUGUUUGUCUGCCCAGAGUUACAUUGCCACUUCCUGGCCAACCUUAAGCAAUUUUGAAUUGGGUGAUUUGAGCUUGCAAAAUGGAUGAUGUUGAAUAUCUAAGGGUUUUUUGACACAAAUGAUACCUGAAAUUGAGGAACUUAUAGCAUAUUGUCCUUCUUUAGGGGAUGAGUAUGAUGGUUUGGCAACUAUGCACUUCCCCAUGUAUCGAUUAUUAUACCCUCUGUGAAAUAUUUAUACAGAGAUUGACAGUCCUUUUCAAAGCUUACUCUUGAGACAAUGUAAUAAAGUAUCUCUCCGAAGCCACACUGCUAUUUGUGUAGUUAUAUAAAUAUACCAACCUUAAGCAAUGUCAAAUAGAGUGAUUCAAGGAAUGAAUGCCAAGGUUGUUUGUCUUAUGGGGUUAUGAAAACAAUGGAAGCCCAGGAUAAUUUGCCUGAAGCCAGUCCUGCAGAACUUGUUCCAUGCUUCCAUUUGUUAUGAUAUAUUCCCAUAGUAUAAACAAUCUAGAGGUUUUGUAAUUUAACCUGUUUCUUUUUUAUGAACAUCAAAGGUUUAUUGCUGGCAAAACAUUGAUAAAUGGGAAUAAUUGGGUUUGCAAAUUAGGUGAUAUUAAAUUUUGUUAAGAAGGUGAAAGAAAAACUUUUUUGCCCCCCCCCCCCCCUCUAAUGAAAUGACAUGAAAAUUACCAGAAAUUGACAAAAUUUUAGGAUAUCACCUUCCAUUAGGGAAAGGGUACGAGUCCAAUAUGUUGGCAAAUAAUCACUUUGCCAUGUUUUGAUUAUUUCAUCUCAUGCGUGUGUUAAUGUAAACCACCCAUUGGAUAAACUGUAGCUUUAUCCAAUACCCAUUGGAUAAACUUUAACUUUAUUCAAUACUCAUUGGAUGAAGGUACUGCCAGUUGUUGCACACAAGUAAAAUCACAAUGCAACCUUGCAUGUAGUUGAAUUGGUGGCAUAAACAAAGGAAGAAAUUCAAAUGCAAUUAGUAUAAAAAUAAAACAUUUAGAAUAAUAAUGUGAUUUUAUAUUCGCUUUAUUUAACGUGUAGUGUGUAUUUGCUCAGCAAAAUACAUGUGUUUCCAUUCGACUCAUUGGAUAAAGCUAUAUAAAAUAUCACUUUAGAGAUAUCUUUAAAAAUGGAUAAGAGAAUGUAUGAUAUUUACUGUUUAGAGUUUGAAUCAGAAUUAAGGUUUUUUCAAAGCUCAUUCUUGGGACAAUGUAAUACGGUGUAUUGAUUGGUUUGCUCAUACAAUAGGGUAUUUGUGGUUGUCCAAUAUUUUUUUUAUAUGAUGUGACUAUUUUUUUCUUAUGGCUGUAUGUAUUGUCUGUGAUUGAUGGUUGUGAACUGCAUGUUGUUUAGCAUUUACUGUACUGUUAUUAAUUAGCAUUUAUUGUACUAUAGAAGUUUGUAAGGAAAAGAUACAUAUGUCAUCAAAGCAAACAAAUAUGAAUGAAUGCACAGAAGUAGACUGAAUUGUUGCAAGAUGUGACCCAGAUAUUGUUGGCCAGCCACAAAUACCUGAAUAUUUUUUCUUGCCCAUAUUCAGGUGAAACAAUCAAGGUAUUUAUGAUAUUUGUGAUUUUAGAUUAACAAGCAGGGUAUAAUUGUUUUUUGUGCACAUUUCUUUACUGGUAUCUACUUUGCUUCUUUGGAGUUGUGCAUUUUUUUAUGAGUAUACUCAGGUGAUCUGGUAUUUUUUGUCUGGCUUGUCUGUUGUUCAUCAUGCAUUAUCGGUUAAACAUUUUCAAAGUCUUCUCAUAUACUACAUGUACUAGUUGAAUUUUUAUCAAAAUUGGUAAAUAGUACUUAUGGGGUAAGGGCAACAAAAAUAGUGACACUUCUUUAGGGCUGAGGGACAAAGCCAAACCCUUAAAAAAAAUGCAAUCUUCAAAAAUCUUUUCUAUACUCUAAUACUCUAUGACAUUUAGGGGGGGGGGAUGUGUAUGCAUAGUCGAGACAAAUAAGGAGGCCUUUACCAAAAAUUUGACAUUUUUGCCUCUUCGGUCAGACAUGCUAUGAUGGUCCUCACUGACUCAAUGAGAUGAGCCUGUACCAAAAUUGUGAAAUUUGUGGCUCCUGGAUCUAAUGCUAGGGUAAAGUUCUUGUGGCUCAUAUAAUGAAAAUGCAUUAUUUCUUUAAAAUAAUUUCCAUAACUUCUGGACAUCAAACAACCCAAAUGAUGUUCAGAGUAAUACUGAAAGCAAAGCUUCUUCGACAAAAUUGAAAUUCAUGGCCUCUGAGUCUAGGGUUCUGGUGCCAGGGCACAUCUAAUUAUUGCUCAUAAAGUGGAAAUACAUAAUUUCUUAACAAAUUUCAUUUUUGACUUCUGAACAUCAAACAGCCAUACUGUAUUCAUAGUAAUAAUGAAGAGAGAGGCCUCUACCCAACUUUUGAUAUUCAUAACCCUUGAGUCUGGGGUUCUUGAUGGCUCACAUAGUGAAAAUAUAUCAUUAUGUACAUUAUUAUCUUCUUGACAUCAAAUAACAAAAUGAUACAGAGAGAAGCCUCUAUCAAGACGAAAAUUCAUGGCCCCUGGGUUGCAAUAAUUUAGCUCUCCAACUUUUUGUUUAUUCUGACAUUUUUGGGACCAAAAAAAAAUGUUGGAGAGGGCUACAUUAUUGCAGCUAGGGGUCUGGGUGCUAGGACAGGGCUUUUGAGGUUCAUUUAGCCAAAAUGCAUUAUUUCUCCAGUUCUGAAUGCCAAUUACAACAACUGAGUGCAUUGUGAAAAUUAAUAGGGAAGCCUAGGUCAUGCCCCCUGGAAUUGGCUGUGUCUCUGGCAUCAAAAGAGUUAAAUAUAACUGUGAUGCAAAUCUUUAAUACUGACAUUAGAAGAUAUCUUAUGCCCAAAGAGAUUUUAGCUCACCUAUGCCAACUGCUCAAUUAAGCUUUUCUGAUCAAGAUUUGUCUAUUGUCUGUCAUUGUAAACUUUUCACAAUGUCCUGUUUUUCUCCAGAACCAUCAAGCCAAUCUCAACCAAACUUGGCACAGAGCAUCCAUUGGUGAAGGGGAUUCAAGUGAAGUGCCAUCUUUCUUUCCAAGGGGAGAUAAUCAAGAUAGAGCAAAAAACAGGAUAGGGUCAUUUAAAAAUCUUCUUCUCAAGAACUGCUGGGCCAGAAAAGAUGAAAACUUAUGUGAAAGCUUCCUGACAUUCUGAAAAUUUAAUUUUGUCAAAAUCAUAGCCAGGAUAGGGUGGGGCUACAAUAGGGAUUGAAGUUUUACAUGAAAUAUUCAGGAAAAAAUCAUUUAAAUUCUUCUCAGGAAUAACAGAGCCAUGAUUAGUGGUGUUAAUAUGCAAGAAUCCACAUGCAGAUUCAAGUUUGUUCAAUUCAUGGCUAGGGAAUGGGAGGUAGGGUUGUAGGAUGGGGCCUCUAUAGGGGAUCAAAGUUUUACAUAAGAAUAUGUAAGAGAAAAUCUUGAAAAAUAUUAUUCUUAAGAGCAGCAGGGGCAGAAUUAGUCAUAUUAAUAUGCAAGCAUCAGGUAGUGCAGAUUCAAGUUUGUUCUGUUCAAUUACUUCUGUGGGGCAUAACGUCUUGGCAGAGGAAUAUCAAUAGUUCAUGCUAUGCACAAAUUGAAGGUUGAUGUUGAGAGGUAUCUCCGUUAACCAAUGACAUGGUACCAUUGUUGGUUGUGUGUUACACGGGUGACUGUGAAGGCCCACGGGUGUUUGUUUUUUUUCUUACGUUAUUUCUUAAUUUUUUAUAUGAAACUGAUGGUAUUUUCUGGGUCCACCAACAACUCUGUAUUAAGUAUUGAGAUUAUUAUAUAUGCAGUAUUUUCCAGCAAGUUAAACAAAACGUUUUUCGUCAAAAAUAUCUGCAUUUGUACUUACUUUUUGUAGGUCAAGAAUGAUUUGGCAGAUUCAAUCAUAAAUAAGUGCUAUCAGUAUUUAUUAUAUCCAUGAAGAUUCAUAUUUUGGAAUUGAUCAUCAUUUAGUACACUAAAUGGGAGUGCAUCGAAAUGUGAAUAUCUGAAUAAAUACACAUACACUGAUACAGUAUCAAUUUUGAGAACUAAAUAAAAGGAUUACCUUUUAUUUUGCAUUUUAUAUAAAGCUGUUGCGAUAUAUUAAUUAAUGAAAGUACUGGGAGUUGAAAGUUCGAUACCUAUAGUAGAGACUUUGAUAGGGUUAUUUUAAACCUAGUCUAUGUAUAUAUAACUGUAGUCAUUGAUUUCUGAAACCAUUAAUUUAUUGCAAUAUGUAUAGUUCCUAUGUAUUUUUAGAAACCUCUUUUAGUAUUUGUAAACAUCUAUGAAAACUAUGGAAUCCUUGGCAACCAAGGUUAUGCUGUGCUUGCAUGGAGUUCCUAUAAAGAGAUAGAAAUUCAGUAGUUUUGUUGGUAAGAUUUUGCAUGCUAUAUAUCUUUGGUAUCCAAGGCGAUUUCUUUAUGUAAACAAUAUUCUAUGUGGAUAUGAUGUAUGUUUUAUAUACCCAUAUUGUAAGCAAAAGUUGUUAAUAAUGUUUAUAUAGGGAUUCUGUUUUAAGGAUCCUUUUGGUUGGUUUGUUUGUUUUUUUGGUCCUGUGCAAAAGAACGGGUUUAUGUGUGAUUUUUUACACAUUUAAUAUUGGACUGCAUUGUACAAUAUAUACAUUUAUAUCCCCCAGUAAAGUUAUAUUUAUUAAUGUGA
Molecule: messenger RNA, 7881 nt
Organism: Ostrea edulis (European flat oyster)
Lineage: Eukaryota; Metazoa; Mollusca; Bivalvia; Ostreida; Ostreidae
Product: heparan sulfate glucosamine 3-O-sulfotransferase 5-like
Exons: 3
Coding region: 398-1531 (377 amino acids)
Molecular function (GO): [heparan sulfate]-glucosamine 3-sulfotransferase activity
Source: RefSeq, a predicted model, not a curated record